This is a messenger RNA of Mesorhabditis spiculigera, 1050 nucleotides long. The record is from the annotation of a GenBank genome assembly. Lineage: Eukaryota; Metazoa; Nematoda; Chromadorea; Rhabditida; Rhabditidae.
AUGUCGCGCGACACCAUCUCCGUGGCGCGGAUCGGCUGCGAUUUCUUGGUGCUCGUCUGCUGCGCGAUACCGCUGCUGAUUUUCCACGAAUUCGUCCCGCCAUAUAAGCGCGGCUUCUACUGCGACGAUGAGACGAUUCGGUACCCGUUUCGAAAAUCGACCGUCUCGCGGCAGAUGCUGAUCGUCGUCGGGCUGUUGAUCCCGUCGGCACUGAUCCUACUCACCGAGCUCUUCCGGGCGACCGUUUGGGAGAAGCCGUGCCGCGAUCAGUUCAAGACCUACCACAUGCGCAACCACUCGGUGCACCGGCUCAUCGUGCGCCUCUACUGCUUUUUGGGCUACUUCUUCGUCGGCGUGUGCUUCAACCAGUUGAUGGUCGACAUUGCCAAGUACUCGAUCGGGCGCCCCAGGCCCCAUUUCAUCGACGUGUGCCGCCCAAGCGUUGGCUACAAAACGUUCUCCGCCUAUAAAUCGGGACAGUGCGCCAACCCCGACGAGUACAUCGAGAACUUCAACUGCACCGGCAUCGACAAGGGCCUCAUCCACGAGUCGCGACUGUCCUUCUACUCGGGUCACGCCGCCUUCUCCUUCUACGCUGCGUGGUUCACGGCGCUCUACCUCCAAGCACGUCUCUACCGCCCGCUCUUCUCCCGGCUCACCAUCCCCGUCGUGCAGUUCCUUCUUUUUGGAGGCGCCGCCUACGUGGCCUACACGCGCGUCUCCGACUACAAGCACCACUGGUCCGAUGUGCUCGUCGGCGCCAUCAUGGGCAGCUCGAUCGGCAUCUUUGUGGCCGUCUACGUGGCCGAGGUGUUCAUGCGACGCGAGAUUCCGCUGAACGACCCGAAGGUGCUGCACGACCAGUUCGGGCUGAUCCGUGUCGAGCCCGAGCCGGCGAUACAGCAGAACGGGGAUCCGAUCGUCUCCACGCAGUCGCACACGAUCCACAUCCAAGACGAGACCGGCCCGCAAGCGCCCACCUCGCAGCGACUGGCCCAGCACCACCAGCGCAUCGAGGAGGAGCGCCAGCUGUUCUUCGAAAAGCCCCAA